CCCCUGCCUGUCCAGGCCACACACCCCGGCCCAGAAGGCCCUGCCAGAACCAACCCUUCUCAUCAGGAGCCAAGUCUGCAGUGGCAGUCAGCCUGCACGAUGAGUGCCCCCGCCGCGACCCCCAUCUUCGCGCCUGGUGAGAACUGCAGGCCUGCGUGGCUGGAGGCACCCGCGUCCUAUGAUGCGUCAGACACGCAACUGCAGAUCCUGGGCAAGCCCGUGAUGGAGCGCUGGGAGACCCCCUACAUGCAUGCGCUGGCGGCGGCCGCCACCUCCAGAGGGGGUCGGGUCCUGGAGGUGGGCUUCGGCAUGGCCAUCGCAGCCACCAAGGUGCAGGAAGCCGCCAUCGAAGAGCACUGGAUCAUUGAGUGCAAUGACGGCGUCUUCCAGCGGCUCCACGACUGGGCUCAGCAGCAGCCACACAAGGUGGUUCCUUUGAAAGGCCUGUGGGAAGAGGUGGCACCCACUCUGCCAGAUGGUCACUUUGAUGGGAUCCUGUACGACACUUACCCGCUGUCCGAGGAAACCUGGCACACGCACCAGUUCAACUUCAUCAGGGCCCACGCUUUUCGCCUGCUGAAGACGGGGGGCAUCCUCACCUACUGCAACCUUACCUCCUGGGGGGAGCUGAUGAAGUCCAAGUACUCCAACAUCACUACCAUGUUCGAGGAGACGCAGGUGCCAGCGCUGCUGGAGGCAGGCUUCCGGAAGGAAAACAUCCAUACACAGGUGAUGGAGCUGGUCCCACCUGCCGACUGCCGCUACUAUGCCUUCCCACAGAUGAUCACACCCCUGGUCACCAAGCACUAAGUCUGGUGGCCCCAGGCUUAGCCACCUAUGGCCUCCCCACCUCCCAGUGCCUUUGUGACCAGGAGCUCAGGCUCCAACUUUACAGCCCAGGUUCUAACUGAAGCAGCACCAGCUGUGUGACCCUGGCCACCUUCCCUAACCUCUGCAAGGGGACUAACACCAGCCUCUUUCCAGGGUCAGGGGGAUAAAAUAAAUGCUGACACUGGGCUGGCCAAUCAGCAGCCUGAUGCGCAAGUACACUCUCACUCACUCCUCCUGUCCCUCCAGAAAAAGAAAUCUGUUAAAUGAACCUUCAGGGAGUCAGUGGGCAAGCUCUCAGCUCCACUGUGUAGGCUAUGAACCCCACCCUGUCCAUGGGAGACAUCACCAAUCAGUCAUCUAUGGCUCCUUCCCCUAGCCAGCCAGGACAGCUGCCCCUCCUUCCCUGUGGCUGGCAGCUGGGGUCCAAGGGCGUACAGAACUAGGUCAGGACUGCAGGGAAUACAGCAGCUCCAGGCCCAGGUCCUUGGGCUACUGAGAAGGGUCUCUGGUCCCACCUAGUCAGAGUGAACCACAAAAUAAAGCAAAACCUUUACAUCUGGACCCUCAUAGGAUCCUCAGCCACCGGA
Molecule: messenger RNA, 1418 nt
Organism: Phyllostomus hastatus (greater spear-nosed bat)
Lineage: Eukaryota; Metazoa; Chordata; Mammalia; Chiroptera; Phyllostomidae
Gene: GAMT
Product: guanidinoacetate N-methyltransferase
Exons: 6
Coding region: 100-810 (236 amino acids)
Biological process (GO): creatine biosynthetic process
Cellular component (GO): nucleus; cytoplasm
Molecular function (GO): guanidinoacetate N-methyltransferase activity
Source: RefSeq, a predicted model, not a curated record